UGCGUGUAUUUCUUGACGAAGCAAAGAAUGGAGCCAUUAUAAUAUCGCUCGGAACAAAUGUGAAUUGGAAAUCUUUCGAACAAAACAAGAUUAAAGCUGUUAUAAUGGCUUUAUCAAAAUUGGAGCAACGAGUGCUAUGGAAGUUGGAUAUUGAAGAAAUACCAUUUAAAAUACCGGACAAUAUAAUGAUUACGAAAUGGAUAUCUCAAAGAGAAAUUCUAUCUCAUAAGAAUGUAAAAGCAAUUUGGUUGCAUGGUGGACUUCUCAGCACGCAAGAAGCUAUUUGGGUUGGUGUACCAACGAUCAUUACGCCUUUUUUUCUGGAUCAAAAAUCUAAUGCGGAAAUAUUAGUAGCUAAAGGUGUUGGUAUACGUUUAGAUUUUAAAACUUUAUCCACGCAGUCUUUGUUACACGCGAUGGAAGAAGUACUUUACAACAAAAGGUAUACAUAUUUUUAUUAUUAUUUUAAUUAUUAUUAUUUAAAUAUAAUGUGGGGGCCGUGGCACACAUGGUAGUGUGCCUGCUUUCCGUGUAGGAGAUCCGAGUUCAAAACCAUCUAAAACUCAAGUAAAUAAAUAAAAAUAAAUAAAAUAAAAAUCGG
Molecule: messenger RNA, 601 nt
Organism: Wasmannia auropunctata (little fire ant)
Lineage: Eukaryota; Metazoa; Arthropoda; Insecta; Hymenoptera; Formicidae
Product: UDP-glucuronosyltransferase 2B15-like
Exons: 2
Coding region: 105-515 (136 amino acids)
Molecular function (GO): UDP-glycosyltransferase activity
Source: RefSeq, a predicted model, not a curated record